This is a messenger RNA of Molossus molossus (Pallas's mastiff bat), 1371 nucleotides long. It is a transcript of the gene ABTB1, whose product is annotated as ankyrin repeat and BTB domain containing 1. Lineage: Eukaryota; Metazoa; Chordata; Mammalia; Chiroptera; Molossidae. Gene Ontology annotation, molecular function: protein binding. The record is from RefSeq and is a predicted model, not a curated record. Gene Ontology annotation, cellular component: ubiquitin ligase complex; cytoplasm.
AUGCGGGGGCCGGGUGCUGGUGGUGGUUUACUCCGGGGUAAGGGGUACCUGCUGGAGCAGGGAGAAGUGGGUGUGAAUGUAUGGGACUAGUGCAAUAGCACCCCCUUGUACUGUGUCUGUUUAAGUGGGCAUGAAGAGCUGGUAUUCUACCUUCUGGCCAGUGGUGAAGAGCCAGCUGUGAGUGAUAUCAUCCACCAGGCGCUGCAUGAUUAUAAGCAAGUAACAGCCUCCUGCAGGAGGCAAAACUACUAUGACAGCUUCCUGCAGUGGCUUCUGUAUCAAGGCAUCAGUGAUAUGCUUUUCAUAGUGCACAGACCUUUCUGGACCCAUCUGGGUGCAUGCAGUGCCUUCUUUGCCAACACACUGGACACCAGAUGUAAGGGCAAGAGCAUCGUGGUCCUCAGGCACUGUGCAUUCCUCCCUGGGAUCAGCCCUGUGGCCUUCAGGGCCCUGCUGCAGUACCUGUACACAGGUGGCCUGGACAUCAGUGUGGAACACAUUAGUGAAUGUGAGCACCUGGCCAAGCAGUUCCAGCUGUUAUAUCUGCUCGAUGACCUGGAGGCCAAGUGCAGGGAAGUGUCUGAGUUCUUGGCAUCCAAACCAGACACUCAUGUGAAGGUUCUGAGCAGCAGCCCCUCAGAGGACCCUUGGGUUCUGGAGGACCUGACCCUAUUGGCCGACUGCGUCCUGGUCCCUGAACUCCCAGACAAUCUUGGGGAGCUGCCCUUCCCUUUCCCUGAUGGCUUCAACAUCUGUUCUGAUGUUUGCUUCCAAGUGGAGGGUUGCAGUUUCCUCCGCCACAAGGACUUCUUUUGUGGCUAUAGUGACAACUUCUGGGCCCUGCUGGAUGACCACUUCUGAGAAAACAAAGGGCUAGAGGCCUCUGGGCCUCCCCCAAUCACCCUGCAUAGUCUCUCUCCCUACGUCUUCACCCAUGUGCUUCACUACAUAUUCAGCAAUCACAUUAAGGUGCCUAACGAGGUGGCCUGCAACGUACUGAGUAUGGCCAACAUGUACCUGUUACUGAGCCUGAAACAACUGUGUGGCCGCAGUCUGGCCCAGCUGCUGGAUGAGGACAGCAUGGUAGGCAUGUGGCAUGUGGCCAAGCUGUUCCAUUUGGCAUGCCUUGAGGAUCCGUGCACUGAGUACAUGGCCAAAGUUAUCAAGAAGCUGGUGGAGCAGGACUUCUCAGAAGUUGUGAGGGAUGAGGCAACAGCCGUGGUGGCCCUGCCGGAGUAAGACUCCUUCCCACUGAUAGAUGAUAAUUUUCUCAUGACCAGCAUGAUGCAGACCUACAGUAACAUGAAGGAGAUGGAGCAUCAGUUAUACGCACUUGAGGACCUGCUGAUGUCCAUUGGCCUGGACUGCUGA